Messenger RNA from Amoebophrya sp. A120, 3051 nucleotides. NCBI's taxonomy places the organism in Eukaryota, Dinophyceae, Syndiniales, Amoebophryaceae. The record is from the annotation of a GenBank genome assembly.
GCUCAUCGUCCCGGCUGCAUGGAGCCUCUCUUGCCGGUUGGUCGUCUACACAUGUACCUAUGGGCUUUGAUGUCUUUCCUUACUUCUCGCUUACUACGGCCGGAGCCGUCUUCUAUACUUCACAGGUAAAUGAAUCCAUGCGUAUCUAGUGCCGUAUUUUGAAUUUCGUGACAGGUGUCGCAUUCAAAUUCAAUUCUAGUUUUUGUACCAUUACUACUUUCAAAAUUAAGCAUACGCAUAGGACACACAUUCUUUUCAUCAAUUACUGCACUGACUACAUCGAAGCGACACAUUGCGAUUGCUGAGACCGCGAAGGCGAGUUUUAUUUGAUCCGCCUGCAAAAUGAGACGCGGUUUGAUUACGUCGGUAGUGGGUAUCUUUGCCUUUGGGUCUGCGGCCGGGCUUUCUCUGAAAAACCAAUCACUGUCGGAGAAGAAGGUAGCUACUUUCCCCUCGCAACCAAUACGUGCUUUGCUGUGCUACGUAUUACUGUUCAUGAUGACUACAUGUGGAGAUGAAGGAUGAAGCAAUUGCACUUUUGGUGUGCAGCUUCCGGUUUGCAAAACUGAUGAUAAGCUCCAACUUACAUGAAACUCAGGCAAGCUUGGAACGGUUCAUCGAAGGUUACAUCGGAAAAAAAUGGGAGGAGGUGGAAAACGGGGAGCCCGAGCCCACAUUUCGUGCGAAGGUUACGGAAGACGGAAACUUGCUGGUGGCAUUCGAGCCGGACCAGCAAGAAUUUGACGCGACGCGGCGGGUUGUAUCCCAUUGAAGUUUCUCUUGGCAGCUCCUUUCCUGAAAUAGGUGGUUACCUUCCUGUGCAGGGCACAAGUAGGAUCUGUGGCGGAAAAAUUAUAGCCGUUUCAGGCACAAUAGUAGUCGGCAUGCGCGCCAUUGCAUUCGUCGCACGGACUAACUGUCAGGUAUCUAGUAGUCUUCCGCCUGCUCGGGCUAGACUAAGUAGGGUACUUAAGCAAUUUGUGUGUUCAGUCCGACUUCAGAUAUGGAACUGCCAUGGAAAUUUCGUUUGUAAAGCUGCCAUACGAGAACUACUCCGGGAUUUACAUGGUAAUAUAGAUUGAGGUUUUCAUACAAUUGGAUUGCGUAAGAUUUUUUUUGUGGUGUGGUUUCGUUGGUAUGCAUAUGGCGGUUGUACUAGUGGCCGCGCUUUCAGCUUCGACCGUAUGAUCCGCAGGGAUGCCGUAGCUUGAUUCUUGUUUUCAAUGCUAGUUAUCGAAAAGGUAGACGAUAUAGAAAUUCCACAUGCCCGAGUUACUGUCACAGAAGAAGAGUUUACAUUUCGUCAUCGCAAACCUCUACACAGCAUUUCAAGAUUGUGAUCAGGGACCCCGACUUCUUCGUCCCGGAGGGUUGGAGCAUCCUUGAAGACAGACAGUCUUUGAAAGUAAAGAUGAAGACUCAGCCGGUUGCGUACGCCAAAUACAAAACCUUCCAUCCAAAUAUCAACAACAAAGCAGGUUAGUCUACAUCUUCACAUUUUUGGUUAGUCUAAAUGUUGCUGUAUUCAUGCAAAAUUUUCCUUUGCAUGCCGAAAAAAGAUUCUAUUGAUGACACCGACUCUGGAUCUCAUGAAUCUGGCGUGUGACCUGAGAUCUGGUAGAAACCGUUCGAGAUGAAGAUAGCUGAGUGGUUUAAUUUGCUGCUUUUCAUCGAGCAAACGAGUUGUUCCAUUUCGGACUUUCCAAUUUCCAUACUUUUUAUUCAAUACAACAGGUGGCGACGGGCAUUGCUGUUUUAGGAUUAUGGAUGAUACAUGGCCCCACUACUCUCUCGCGGGUUGGAUUGAGCGGUUAUGGGUUUUUCUUGUAACUCCCGAUGCGGGAAAGGUUGAGACGCCCUACGACAGAGCUGCCCAAGAUUUGUGGAAAAAGUGGAGUACCCAGGGCGAUCCGAGUUAUUGGAAAGCAGUUGGACAAAUGGCUGCGAGCCAUCAGUUAUGCAUUGCAAAGGUGUCUGGGUCUGGAACAAGAGUUCCAACCUAUGAUGCUCUUUUUCAAGUACACAGAAAUCAACUAGAAUUCUGUCAUGCAUGAGCAGUAAGAGCUUCGUUCCGCUUCCGUUCCCCUCUUGCCCACGCAGAGAGACAAUUUGUCAUGCUGGGUGGCGUUGCAAAGAAACUGAAACUUUGCAUUCCAAACCUUCUGGGGCAUGCAAGCCCUGCGUGACAAACUCUUCACUUUUCCAGACUCAGACAUUUUUGCAUUGCAAAUCGCUACAGGAAAGACCUGAGGUUCACGGACACGAUCGAGUAGCGCGGUCGCGAGACGAGCACGGCUGCGGCACAUCACUCUGUCUUCGAAUUAUAUAUUGUUUCACUUCUUCUGUCCUCUGCGCACGGAAGAGGUAACUGCACUUACUUGUCUGUCCGGGCAUCGACGGAGCCUGCCCCUCUGAAUUGAGUUCGUUUCUCAUGCGGAGCAGCAGGAGGCUUUUCUAUUUCUAUCCAGCUUCUGGUUCAGGUCCAGAGGUUGUUGAAUUAUCCUGAAAUUUGAUGUAAUUCGGCGAGGAGAUCGAGUUUCCGUCGGGCGCCACUAUCAGGUCCGGCAUGGAAUUUUCUGUAAGAUGAUGGCUGGUUCACGACAACGAACCAGUACUGGUACGUACCGUCUCUGGGGCGUCAGCAGUCCGUUCGCGAGAAACGUUUCACACGUGCGCACAUGCUCGUUCAGAGACGCUGCUAAAACUUGGCGCCUAAAAAGAACUGAGGACGGGUUGAUGGCGCGCCAAUGAUAUACAAUGUUUUCACUUUGUUCUACAACUAAUAGUAUACAAUUUCUAUCUACUUUCACUGAAUUUUACUCUUCCCUCAGCUGCCGCUAGUCGACUGCAGCGCGGUGGUAAUUAUUCGGUAGAUUUACGUGGACAAUGUACUUUGCCUUUCGUUUGUUUGUACACGAUUGGUCCACGACUUUGCGUGGACGAAUAAGUAGAACCGUCAGUCCUGGAGUACUGGCCGAGGGAGACUGUUCACUGGAUCCGAGUUCGCUCGUACCGGAACUUUUUUUUGCGCUUUGAUGUCUUGGGAUCCUG